Molecule: messenger RNA, 1070 nt
Organism: Ostrinia furnacalis (Asian corn borer)
Lineage: Eukaryota; Metazoa; Arthropoda; Insecta; Lepidoptera; Crambidae
Exons: 5
Coding region: 243-1070 (275 amino acids)
Source: RefSeq, a predicted model, not a curated record
ACGCGGUGAUUACUUUAUCUGUGUGACUUUUGUAAAAAAAUAUGUUAUCAAACAUGGCGUGCGAAAAAGCGUCGUGUGGAAAUUACUGGGAUGGAUUUGUUUAUUAGGUCAGCUUAUAUGUGAACGAUACCGCGUCGUUGGACUAUGUGGUCACACACAAAAGGGCGAAGUCUCCAUGUCAACGUUCGGAAAAGGAGGUGCCGGGGCGGAGGCGCUCGGCGGUAGGCGAGUGCGCGGGUGAUAUGCAAGCGGCGCCGGCGCGCUACGUGUCCGUGAGCGAGCUGUAUUCGACUGACGAAGUGGAGCUGCUGCUCGACGAGAUCCGCGAGCUGGAGCCCACGAGCUGCCGCGGCGAAGACGUGCAGGAUUUCGAGAUAGCCGGGAGCGGGUGCGGCGCGGGCGGCGGCGGGCGCUCGCCGGCCGGCACGGAGGCCACGGAGCGCUCGUGGGACUCGCACGCGCAGUACCGGCGCGCGGCGGGCGUGCGGGCGCGCGCGCUGGCGCCGCUGUACUGCCGCGCGCGGCACCUGCUGACGGCGCGCGGCGCGUGCACGCUGGGCGUGGUGCUGCUGGCGGGCGCGGCGGCGGCGUGCGUGUGGGCGGCCGUGGGGCUGCGCGCGGCCGCGCUGCCGCUGGCGCCGCGCGUGCAGCUGCUGCAGCUGGCCGCGCUGUCCUCCGCGCUGCUGCACGCCGCGCUGCUGCUCAUGCACGUCUCCGGCCUCAACGCGCUCAUGCCCAUCGACUGGAACAAGCUGAGUACGUUGACCAGCGCGUGGAGCGCGCUGUCGCUGACGCUGGGCGGGGCGCUCACGCUGCACGCCGUGCUGUGCGCGCCCGAGUACCGCUGGGCGCCCGAGCACAUCGCGCGCCUGCUGUGCUCCGCCUCCGGCCUGGGGCUGGGCGGCGCGUGCGCGUCGGGCGCGCUGCUGGGCGCGGCGGGGCGCGGCUGCCGCGGCUGGUGGGCGGCGGCCGCGCCCCGCGCCGCCUACCGCGCCGUGCCCUCCGCCCCGCCCGCGCCCGCCGCCCCCUCCGCCGCCGCGCCCGCCUUCGAGCAGGACGAACCCUUAUAG